AUGGCAUGGCUUCAGAUGUGCGGGGCAUAUGUGAGGUCUUGCAAUGUUUGUGCUCAACGUCAAUCUGCACGAAAACCAAGAAAGGCACCACUACAAACAAUUGACAUAUUGGGGCCUUUUACUGAAAGUUCUGAGGGAAACAAAAAGGUCUUGGUCUUUGCUGACUAUUUUACAAAGUGGCUAGAAUGUAUACCCUUGAAAGAUGAAAAAGCAACAGUUGCCAAAGCUUUGGUUAGUGUUGUCAUCAGUCGUUUUGGUGUGCCAGGUGAAAUUCAUUCAGACAGAGAACGAGAUUUUAUCUCAUCUACCUUUCGGGAAGUGUGUUCAUUGUUGGGAAUUUCCAAAACCUACACCACUCCACGACACCCUCAAAGUGAUGGAAUGGUAGAAAGGCAUAUGAAGGUCGUAGUGGGAGUAAUUAAGUCUUAUCUAGACCCAUUGGCCCACCAGCGUGAUUGGGAUCAGUACUUGCCAUAUGUGUCCAUGGCCUAUCGCUCAUCCGUACAUGCAUCUACAGGGGAAAGCCCAAACUUUUUUUGA
This is a messenger RNA of Saccoglossus kowalevskii, 540 nucleotides long. Its product is annotated as gypsy retrotransposon integrase-like protein 1-like. The record is from RefSeq and is a predicted model, not a curated record. Lineage: Eukaryota; Metazoa; Hemichordata; Enteropneusta; Harrimaniidae.